Molecule: messenger RNA, 1388 nt
Organism: Habropoda laboriosa
Lineage: Eukaryota; Metazoa; Arthropoda; Insecta; Hymenoptera; Apidae
Gene: Myd88
Product: myeloid differentiation primary response protein MyD88
Exons: 6
Coding region: 72-1388 (438 amino acids)
Biological process (GO): MyD88-dependent toll-like receptor signaling pathway; positive regulation of canonical NF-kappaB signal transduction
Molecular function (GO): TIR domain binding
Source: RefSeq, a predicted model, not a curated record
GUCAGUGUUAGACGGAGUAUUAAAACAAUUCUAUUAUUCCAAGUAUUUUGAGGUUAGGUACGACAUAAAAAAUGACAGUUGAUCUGUCAGCAGUGCCACUUGUUGCUCUAUCUGUCGAAUCUAAACAAGUUAUUUCGACAUUAUUAAAUCCUCCGAAAGUUAUACCAUCCGAGAAUGGCUUACCACGGGAUUGGAGAGGUCUUGCUCAUUUAUGCAACUUAAGUGGAGAAGUAAUGCCACUGCUGAUCUCACAUGCAGAUCCAUCUGCUUAUAUUUUGACAGCUUGGGAACACAAGGAAAAAAAUACUACACUUAAAGAUUUUCAAGCAGUAUUGGAAGAAAUUGAUAGAUGGGAUAUUUUGAAUGAUACACUAGAACUUUUUGAAAAGGAUGCUGAAAGAUAUUUGGAACAAGUGCAAAAGUCUCAGACAUCAGCUGAAGUAAUUGCAAAUGAUAUUGAUGCAAAAGUUCUUACUGUAGAUGAUCUUCAUAGGGUAAGAGAAGGAUUAGAAAAUCAGUAUUAUGAUGCAUUUUUAUUAUAUGCUGAUGAAGACACUAACUUUGCCACUGAAAUGGUUGACAAACUGGAAAAUGAAUAUAAAUUAAAGCUGUGUUUAAAAGAUCGCGAUUUAAUUGGUGGAGUUACAUUUGAGUAUGAAGCUGUGAUGACUCUAAUAUCAGAGAGGUGUAACAGGUUAAUUGUUAUAGUAUCACCCAAUUUUCUUAAAAGUUCAGCAAAUAAAUUCUUUCUGAGCUAUGCUCAAGCAUUGGGUAUUGAUAAACGACAACGGAAAGUCGUACCAUGCGUGUACAAGCAAUGUCAACUGCCACCACAGUUAAAUUAUAUGUUUAAAUUGGAUUACAAUAGAGUGGGUUUAUACGAUUUCUGGGGAAAAUUAAGGGAUUCCGUGCGAACUCCAGGUAAAAUAAACGGAAGUACAAACAGUUCUCCUAUGAAGGAGAAUUUUCACAGUAAUUUAAAUGUAAAUGACAAAAGUGAAAAAGAUGAAAAAGAUGAAAAAGAUGAAAAAAAUAUAAAACAUAUAGAACCCUUACAAGUAAAUAAGCUUCAGUCAGAAGAUAAUAAAGAAACACUUAAUAUAGAAAAAAAUUCAAGUCAAUCUUCAUUUGACAAUGUAAAUAGUUCAAAAGACAACAAUAAGAAGUACACUCAUUUUUUGCAAUGGACAAAAAAGAAAUGGUCUAAAAUAGGAGAAAAUAAUAAGAAAGAAUAUGUACCAAUCACAGAAACAGUCAGUUUACCGUCUCUAAAAAGUUUGGAUACAUUAAGCGCGUCAGCAGAGUCAAUGGAAAAAAAACAUAAAACGAAAUUUAUAAAUAAGUAUGUAAAAAAAGUGCAAUUGAAGAAAGUACUCGUUAAGUCGUAA